GUGGACGGGGAAGGGAAUGCCGGGUAUGGGCUAAGCGGGGUCCUAAACAGGAGCAUCGCGUUUAGGGAUUACGGGAUCAGACCUGACCUUGGACGGCGUCCGUCCAGCGAUUGUCAUAAAACCGUUCGCACGACUUUCUUGCCACAGACGACCACCGCAUCCGCUCGACAUGCCCAAAGCCUCGCCCGGCAGCGACCAAAACCAGUCUCACGCGCACGGCUCGGGUAAGCAGACCGCCCCCAGCCUCAAGCGCUACCAGGUGUGCUGCUACAGACCUAGAGACGUCUCUCGUGUCGCAGCGGCUGACUUCGGGUUCGUAGGCAUGCCAUCAGUGUAGAAAGCGCAAGCUGGUGAGUGGCUCCUGUAUAAGACAGCUCGGGUUGACACCGACC
Phanerochaete carnosa HHB-10118-sp is the source of this 392-nucleotide messenger RNA. RefSeq lists its product as uncharacterized. NCBI's taxonomy places the organism in Eukaryota, Fungi, Basidiomycota, Agaricomycetes, Polyporales, Phanerochaetaceae. The transcript has a single exon. The record is from RefSeq and is a predicted model, not a curated record. The coding region runs from base 170 to 337 and encodes 55 amino acids.